CUGCCUCCUAUGUACAAGAAUAUAACCGCACCCUUCUCCCCAGGACUCUACACUGAUCACCAUGGCUCGCAGUACUCGCACUGUAACGGUACACUAUGGAAUCCUCUGGGUAGUGGGAUGUCCUAUGAAGACUUUGAGUUCCCCAUCUUCCUCCUGCAGGAUGAGAAUGAGACGGAGGUCAUCAGGCAGUGUUACAGGGAGCACAACAUUCCUGGUAACGACUCUGCGCCCAGGUACCCGCUGUGCGCCAUGCAGCUGAUAUCUCCUAUGCAUGCCGUCACCAGCACCGUCACCUGCAUGAGGCGCAAUUCCAUCCAGAUGUCCUUCAGCAUGAACCCAGAAGUUGUGUGUGAUUCUCUCGCUGGACACAACGUCUGGAGCAGCAUCAGACCCAUCAACAUCUCGGGGAACCUGGAGCCAGAGGAUGAGGUGGUCGUGUCGGCCUCCAGGCUGGACGGCCGAUCCUUUUUCUGGAACCUGGCACCCGCGGCCGAGAGCACCGCCUCCAGCCUGGUGACCCAGCUGGCCGCCGCCGAGGCGAUCCACAAGGCGCCCGACUCCCAGUCGUUACCCAGGAAUAUCAUGUUUGCCUUCUUCCAAGGGGAAGUGUUUGAUUACAUCGGGAGCUCGCGGAUGGUGUACGACAUGGAGAAGGGGAAAUUUCCCGUUCGGCUGAGCAACAUUCACUCCUUCGUUGAGCUUAGUCAGGUGGCGCUGAGGAGCAACUCUGCUCUAUGGAUCCACACUGACCCAGUGUCUCGAGGCAACGAGACUGUGAACGCUGAGGUGGAGCAGCUGAUCGAGGUUCUGAAAAAUUCCAGCCAAGACACCAAUGUCACCCUGCAAGAAAUCAACCAGACCCAGGCCCUCCCUCCAGCCUCCUUCCAGCGGUUCCUGAGGGCCCGGAAUAUCCCGGGUGUGGUGCUGACCGACCACCGAACAGCGUACCACAACAAGUACUAUCACAGUAUGUAUGACACCGCCGCCAGCAUCAACGUGAACUACCCCAGCGGACUGUCUAGAGAGGAGGCCCUGGACCAUGUCACAGACACUGCUCAGGCUCUGUCAGAAGUGGCCACGCUGCUCGCGAGAACCCUGUACCUGCAGGCAGGUGGUAAGAACGCCACCGAGAUCAAGGCAGACGUUAAGACGGUGACUCGGAUGUUAUACGGGUUCCUGGUGAUGUCCAACAACAGCUGGUUUCAGUCCAUCAUUAAGUCCGACUGGAAAGGACAUCUGGCAGACAAACCCUCGGAGUAUUAUGUGACGGCCUCUUCUAUGGGAAGUAAGCAGUCUCCAAACCCCCCAACCAGCUUCCUCAUCUCCAUCCUCGCCAACCUCACCGGGCAAGUCGUAAAUUAUACCAAAGAGGAAUGCCUGAGCCCAGACAAAGCUACAGAUUCUAAGAAGGAGUUGUAUGAAUACUUAUGGGUGCAGGGUCCACUGGUUGAUAAUUCAACUACCCGGUCCCCCUACUGUGUGCGCAGCACCCUUCGUAGCCUCGUGGCCGAGUCUCCCGCCUUUGAAUUGAACGAGUAUGAUUCCACAGAAUAUUCCACCUGGACGGAAAGCCGCUGGAAGGAAAUCCGGGCCCGCAUAUUCCUUGUGCCCAGUCACGAGCUAGAGGUGAUCACGCUCGUUGUGGGCAUAGUCGUCAUCCUUGCGUCUUUCGGAGCAACCUACUUCAUUAACUCCAAGGCAGACAUACUGUUCAGGCAGCACACAAGAUAGCGGUUCUGUGGCCUACUAGACUCUGCUGCCCCCUGCUGGAUGGAGGACUGUGACACCUGCUGCUUGCACUGGUUGGGUGGGAAUGCCCAUGCUGCUUUCAUUAUGGAUCCACACUGGAAGAGACUUCAAUUUUCUUCUCCUUCAAUUCAAGUAGCGUCCAUGACAAGGAGGACAGAUCCUUACCCCACUGAUAGGAGAAAGUGCCACGUGAUGGCAGCAAGUUUCCAAGACUGAGUCCAGAGCUCUGGGACCAAACUCAUCCUCUGUCUUUACCAUGCAGCUCCCAAAAGGUUAAUCAUUUUCCUUACUUCCAAAAUUGAUAGCGGCCGAUUCCUCCCAAUUUAAUUACUGAUUGUUUCCCAAUUCAGCCGAAAACCUGAGAUCAGACCGCUCCACAGUGUUGUGCUGCCUACUAACCAAUGGAAAGGCUGGUUGUAGGGGAGUACUACUUGUCAACCAAUGGAAAGUCUCAUCCGUAGUGGUGUGCUGCCAACCAACCAAUGAAAAGACUGGUUAGUAGGGGGCGUGCUGCCAACUUGCCAAUGGAAAGACUGUGUGGUAGGGGUGUGCUGCCAACUGACCGAUGGAAAGACUGCUGGAGGGGGAGGGGGGGGGAAUGCUUACUACUGACCAAUCGUAAGACUGGUUGGUAAUUUUUCAGAUUUUCCAUUUCCUUGCAUAUAAUUUUCUGUAAAAUUUAGACAUUUCCAUGGAAUUAUAUGUCCCCAGUAGACUUUUGAUGAACCACUGUAAGUUUUAUAUGUUGUUGACCCUUUCCCCAAAUGUAAUAAAAGGACUAAAAAAGC
Bufo gargarizans (Asiatic toad) is the source of this 2537-nucleotide messenger RNA. It is a transcript of the gene NCSTN, whose product is annotated as nicastrin. The coding region runs from base 10 to 1731 and encodes 573 amino acids. The transcript is spliced from 13 exons. Gene Ontology annotation, cellular component: membrane. Gene Ontology annotation, biological process: Notch receptor processing; protein processing. The record is from RefSeq and is a predicted model, not a curated record. Lineage: Eukaryota; Metazoa; Chordata; Amphibia; Anura; Bufonidae.